Molecule: messenger RNA, 210 nt
Organism: Clunio marinus
Lineage: Eukaryota; Metazoa; Arthropoda; Insecta; Diptera; Chironomidae
Source: the annotation of a GenBank genome assembly
AUGUUGAGCCUCGAGACACAAAAGCGAACGUUCCUUUGGAACAAUUCAAUGAGAGUUCAUUCUCAAAAGAUCCAAAUGUUUCGGCUUUACGUUGAACUGAAAUCUAUCUUGAAUCAUCUGAAUAAUUUACCUUUAAAGUUUGAACCUCAUCGACAAUGGUCAAAACCAUUUGUUUUCAUAACAAACAAUGGAAAGUUUUCAUUAUGUUAA